Messenger RNA from Racocetra fulgida, 208 nucleotides. Lineage: Eukaryota; Fungi; Glomeromycota; Glomeromycetes; Diversisporales; Gigasporaceae. The record is from the annotation of a GenBank genome assembly.
GGAUAUUUUGACUGUUGACGAAAUUCUUGCCUUUGCUCUCCAACCUGGCAGGUCUUCGCAAAACGGUAAUGGGGUAUUACGAUCAUCAAUAUCAUUAGAUGUACAUGAUCUGAUGAAAACAAGAGAUGCUACGUUAUUGAACGCUUUUAAUGAAGAAAGUUUAGGAUUAACUCAAUUAAAUGAUAUAUCUGAUUCUGAAGAGGGUUGA